This is a messenger RNA of Nerophis lumbriciformis (worm pipefish), 2786 nucleotides long. Its product is annotated as 6-phosphofructo-2-kinase/fructose-2,6-bisphosphatase 2-like. NCBI's taxonomy places the organism in Eukaryota, Metazoa, Chordata, Actinopteri, Syngnathiformes, Syngnathidae. The record is from RefSeq and is a predicted model, not a curated record. Gene Ontology annotation, biological process: fructose 2,6-bisphosphate metabolic process; fructose metabolic process. Gene Ontology annotation, cellular component: cytosol. Gene Ontology annotation, molecular function: ATP binding; 6-phosphofructo-2-kinase activity; fructose-2,6-bisphosphate 2-phosphatase activity.
AGAGAGCGCGCAGAAAGGCAUCGCGCGCGCACAGAAAGGAACCGCGCGCGCGCAAAAGGGUGUCGCGCGCGCGCACGAAGUGGAGAAUCAGCGCGCGAUAACAGUUUUUAUGCGCUCGGAUUUUUGACACUAAUGUGACGCCAUAGGCACCAGCCAGCCGGGCUGAGAAGCACCAAGGACGGCGUGACAGAACAACGAGACCCACUCACCUUUACUGGUUCUGUACAUAUUACAAUACCAAGCAGUCUUCCCGGCUCCUCGAUGUCGAACCAGCAAGGAGAGAACUGUUUGUUGGGCUCAGUAGACGCCAAGAAGGACGUGAGGAUGAAGGAGAAGAAAUCGUGGGCGUCCUAUAUGACAAACUCUCCCACCGUGAUCGUGAUGAUCGGCCUGCCUGCCAGAGGGAAAACGUACAUGUCCAAAAAGCUUACGCGGUACCUCAACUGGAUCGGCGUUCCCACCAAAGUGUUCAACCUGGGUGUGUACCGCAGGGAGGCCGUCAGAGCCUACAAGUCCUACGACUUCUUCCGCCACGACAACGAGGAGGCCAUGAAGAUCAGGAAGCAGUGUGCUCUGGUGGCCCUGCAGGAUGUCAAAGUGUACCUUACAGACGAGGGAGGUCAGAUUGCUAACUUAUUUUCUUGUCGUCAGGUUUUCGACGCAACUAACACAACAAGAGAGCGCCGAGACCUCAUUCAAACGUUUGUGGAGGAGAAUGCAUUUAAGGUGUUCUUUGUGGAAUCAGUGUGUGACGACCCUGAAGUCAUCGCUGCUAAUAUCAUGGAAGUCAAGGUGUCCAGUCCGGACUACCCCGAGAGGCACCGUGAAAGGGUCAUGGAUGACUUCCUGAAGCGGAUCGAGUGCUACAAGGUGACUUACCAGCCGCUGGAUCCUGACGAUUACGACAAGGACCUGUCCUUCAUCAAGGUGAUAAACGUAGGCCGGCGCUUCUUGGUAAACCGGGUGCAGGACUACAUCCAGAGUAAGAUCGUCUACUACCUCAUGAACAUCCACGUGCACUCGCACUCUAUCUACCUGUGUCGUCACGGCGAGAGCAACCACAACGUCGACGGUCGCAUCGGGGGAGACGCAGAACUUUCUCCCCGUGGGAAACAGUUCGCCCAUGCCCUUCGUGACUUCAUUGAGGAUCACGAGCUGUCGGACCUGAAGGUAUGGACGAGCCAGCUGAGACGCACCAUUCAAACGGCGGAGGAGCUGGCGGUGCCCUACGAGCAGUGGAAGAUUCUCAACGAGAUUGACGCGGGUGUGUGCGAGGAGAUGACCUACGAGAUGAUCCAGAGGGCGUUCCCAGAGGAGUUUGCUCUGAGGGACCAGGACAAGUAUCACUAUCGCUACCCAGGGGGGGAGUCGUAUCAAGAUCUGGUUCAGCGUCUGGAGCCAGCCAUCAUGGAGCUGGAGAGACAAGGCAAUAUCCUGGUGGUCUGCCACCAGGCGGUCAUGCGCUGUCUUCUGGCCUACUUCCUGGAUAAAAGUGCAGAAGAUCUGCCCUACAUGAAGUGUCCGCUGCACACCGUCCUCAAACUCACCCCUGUGGCGUAUGGCUGUAAAGUGGAAAUGUUUUAUCUCAACGUGGAGGCGGUCAACACGCAUCGGGAUCGACCCCUUGGUAAAACGGCAGAGGACUGUGCUCGUUUGCUGCGGCGGAAUAGUUACACGCCUCUGUCCAGUCACCACCAGGUCAAGCGUCCCAGGCUGUACAGCGCCGGAAAUCAGCCUUGGCUGCCGCUCGCCCCCACCCCGUCGGCGCUGAUGCCCGAGGGCCGGCCGAGCCAAGUCAGUGCCGCCGCCUCUUGGGUGGGCUGUGUCGUCAGCGUGUCCCCUCCCGUCUUCCCCGGUGUUCAGGACUCCCUGUGCGAAGGAACCCACUUUGGCAGCUUCGACGAAACGGGCGACUGCGUCCGCUUUUGAGUGACGUCGCGUCGGCCACAACAUCAGGUACACCCACACCAAAUCUCAAAUGAGACGAGAGCGCAGUUUAUUUUGGAACAUGUUAAUGUUUUUGUUUGUUUGCUUCGUCCGCUUGGGUUCCAAUUAAUUCCGAUUGCUAAAUAAUGUUUCCUAUUGCAUGCAAUGGGAAUAGUCCGUUCCACCAUGGAACCUUCAAUACAAUGUUUUAGAAACAUUUUACAAAAACACAAACGUUAAAGAAAACGAUGUGUUACACAUUCAUGACUUGAUGAAACUAUGAUAAACCUUAUUACAUUUUUUUUUUUAUUUACCAAUAGGUGGCGCUGUGAAUGUGUCAUGGUCAUAUUAUUUAACGAGGUACUCGUUCAAGUAACAACUUGCAAUGUCAACAUUUCAUGUUUGUCUGCACAUGCUGAUGCUUAAAGGAUGAAUAUUACAAGCACGGUUUGCAACCAGCAAAUUGGAUGUACAGUAUUUAAAAACUUUAAAAUCAAAGUAAAAUGUGGAAAAUACUAUAUUUUCUAUAUAUUUAAGUGGAUUCUGGACGGUUGAAAAUGGUAUUUUGUAAUAUUUUGUGUGCCUGAUUUGUGUAUUCAGUUCUUUAUAGUUUGUAGUUUUUCUUUUCUUGUAUUACUCUUGCUAUUUAUCUUUUUAUCUCAAUGGAAGAUUAAGCAUGGAAGGAUGCCUAUUUGUGCCUUUUUAGCUGAUAAAAUGUAAUUGUUUUAUUGAUUUUUUUUACUAUAAAAUGUGUAGUUGUCUUUGCAGCAUGUGUGUUGAUGCAAAAACGCAAAAUUGUGUUUGUGGUCCUUGUCUCACGGCCAUGAUACAAAACUAUUAAAGACUCUGUUAUAACUUUU